UGCCCCCUGACCCACCCCGACUCCCCACCGUUCAACCUCCCCCGCCGCUCCCCAAUUUCUUGCGUCGAAGGACGCGCGACGGAGAGGGAUCUCGGCCGGUCUUUAUGAGUCGGCGGCGGCGGAGAUGGGCGGAGUCGCGUCGUCGAUCGCCGCCAGGCUUGCCUUCUUUCCCCCCAGCCCCCCUUCCUACACCGUGACCGCUGACGAGCCCGGCGGCCGCCUCUCCAUUCCCGAGCUUGCCUCCGGCCGGCGCGCCGACAUCGACAUCCUCCGGGUCCGGACAAGGAGGGGGAACAAGAUCGUAGCCGUCCAUGUCAGGAACCCCCGUGCAACGGCCACCCUGCUGUACUCUCACGGCAACGCCGCGGACAUCGGCCAGAUGUUCGAACUCUUCGUCGAGCUCAGCGCCCGCCUCCGCAUCAAUCUCAUGGGGUAUGAUUACUCUGGUUAUGGGCAAUCUACAGGGAAGCCCACUGAGUAUAAUACAUAUGCAGACAUAGAGGCAGCAUAUAAUUGCCUCAAGGAACAAUAUGGAGUGGCAGAUGACGAUCUAAUUCUGUAUGGUCAGUCUGUUGGUAGUGGUCCUACUCUUGAUCUGGCAUCCCGUCUCCCAAACCUAAGAGCUGUUGUUCUACAUAGUCCUAUCCUUUCUGGAUUAAGGGUGCUAUAUCCAGUGAAAAGAACAUAUUGGUUUGACAUUUACAAGAAUAUCGACAAGAUUGGCCGUGUGAAUUGCCCGAUCUUAGUCAUUCAUGGUACAUCAGAUGAAGUUGUUGACUGCUCCCACGGAAAGCAACUCUGGGAGCUUAGUAAAGAGAAGUACGAACCACUUUGGCUAAAAGAUGGUGGUCAUUGCAAUUUGGAGUUUUUCCCUGAAUACAUCAAGCAUCUGAAGAAAUUUGUGUCAACAGUUGCAAAGAGUAAUUCUACGAAGAACGAUUCAGCAAGCACAAAAACAAAAGAUGAUCAGAGCAAGCAGACUGAAAUUGGAACAUCAGGAGAUACAUGCAAUGCCCGUAACUGUUCUGAGAUCUCGAGAAAGAGUUUGGACAGUCAGAUCACUAAACCAACAAACGUAGAUCAGGCUGAGGAAUCGCGGAUGAGUGUUGACAGGAAGAAAGGGAAAGUCUUGUUAUGGCGAUGACUACUUCGCAGCCAAGUAAACCAAGUAAUAUAGCUCAAGAGCUUCCACGUACAGUUAAGGCCCUUCUGAACCAGUACAAAAUUCUCUGUCCAUGUAAUAACUUAGCUUUAACAUAUUGUGUGUGUUGUAUUCUACCAUGGUCAAAAGAAAAAAAGUUUCAUACUUGAUCUGUUGGUUAGAAAGGAUGGUUUCAUUGAUAGGAACUAGCACUGGACCUGUGCACAUUACUGAUUCAUGUGGAAAGGUUUUAAUGGAUGAAUGUGAUCCCAUGGUCUGAUGAUCAUGGUAAUUUAUUUGUAGAUUGAUAAA
Elaeis guineensis (African oil palm) is the source of this 1453-nucleotide messenger RNA. RefSeq lists its product as uncharacterized. Lineage: Eukaryota; Viridiplantae; Streptophyta; Magnoliopsida; Arecales; Arecaceae. The record is from RefSeq and is a predicted model, not a curated record.